UGUUUCACACGAUCCAUACUUUUUGUAGAACCGGAUGUGAGGGGGACUUUAAUACUGACGCAAUCCGGUACCGUACAACGAAAAGAGCGAACCUUGCCCAAAAUGGUGUAAAGACGUGAAACCACAACACGCCCAUCUUUUCAUGAACAAGUCACCUGCAGUCAACAACCUGGCUUCAUCGCAGUGAAAGGCGAGAGUGGAUAUUGGUUUGCAAGCAAGCACUCCCAUCCCACUAAUUCAAAGGAUUGUAGCUAACAAGCUAGCUACGCAACGCAGCUAACUAUGGAGCCCUCCGAGCAACAGCAGACGGGCCCAGGCUCUGGCUCUCAGGAGGUCAACCCUGUGUACCUGCAGCAGCUGCGAGAGCUGGACAUCCCUGAGGAGGCUGCUAAGCAAGCACUCUUGCACACCCGAAACGUGUCUGCUGAGGAGGCUGCCAUGUACUACUUUAACAAGCUGGAGAAUGAGGAGGAAGGAGACGACGACCUCAUGUUCAAGAUGGUGUUUGUGGUGAACAUGGACCUGGCCAUGGGUGUGGGAAAGCUGGCUGCGCAGGUGGGCCACGCAGCCGUGGGGCUCUACCAGGCCCUGCAGGAGAAGAAUAGCUGGAGGGAGAUGGCCUGGAAGUGGGACCAUGGCGGGGCGAAGAAGGUGGUGGUGCAGGGGACCAACAUGGCCCACCUUUUGGAGCUGCAGGCCCUGGCCAUGAGCCUUAGCCUGCCCACAUACCUGGUCCAGGAUGCCGGACGCACCCAGGUGGAAGCCGGCUCACGCACUGUCCUGGCAAUCGUUGGGGAGGAGGAGAUGGUGAACAAUGUCACUGGAAGUCUGAAGCUGCUCUGAGGGACUAAACCAGCUGUGGAGGUGCAGGGCUGUGCAAUGCCACAGAGGCAACCAGCAGAGGGCAGCAUCCCCCUAACAGCAGAAGGGUCUCAGCAUGCAAACGCAACAACUUAAAAUAAAAAAUGAAAAAAAGAGUAAAACAACCAGACAUGACCCAACCACCAAGGUGAACAUUCAGCCAUUUUUUUUCUGUUCCCUGUCUGAGCCACUGACUGGAGAAGAGAUGUGUAUAGAGUUGCUCAUGUCGAGAGGAAGGGACUGGUUACUCAAACCGACAAUUUUGAAGCCAGUUUGAACAGUUAAGCUAUUUAAGAGGGAUGACCAUUACUGUAUGAGAGAAUGGUAUCCAAUUUUUAUGAAGCUGGAAGUUCAUGGCAUCCCAUAAUUCUGACUCCCAAAUUAAAAUAUGAUUUGGUGUAUUGAAAAAAAAAAAUCAAGGAUAGAACCUAGUGUUUUGGUGUUUGUUAAAUACUGUUAUUGUAAUUCAAGCAGCAAAAUAUAUAAAUGUAAUAAUCCUUUUUAGAUGUAGGAUCUUCCUGUGAAAGUUACUGCUUGUCAGUAAGGAGAGCUUUACUGACAACUUUACCAUUGCGUCGAUGUGUAAACUAAUGUGUAUAUGUAUACACAUGUAUGUAUGCGACAUUCUUCCCCAAAGACCCUGCCCCUUAGAAAUGAUAACACUACAUACUGACGUCAUGGCCGUCCAUUGCUUUUAUGUGCAUCCGUCCAGGCCAUAUAUAAUCGGUGGCAUGCCAUCAACAUUUCGCACAAUCACUGUUGUUUUUUUUUUACAUUUGUUUUGGAGUUUUUUUUUCUCCAUUUUCUGUUCUUGCAAAAAAGGAUAAGGUCGACUCGGCUUGCUCUGAGUUAUAAUUCCUGGACUUGGGGGUUUGGCGUAAAAAUAAGUGUGAGGAACUCAUUGUAUGGGUUAAAAUAAGCUGCCGGGCUUGAUGCUUGCACAGGUACUCUUGCUGAUUAUUAAUGGUUUACACAAGUGAAAUGUUUUGUGUCAUUUUUAAAACUGCUUUGAGGGUAAAUGUGUUAUCUUUCUCUACGAUGUAAUCUAAAAGAUGUCUAGCUAUAACUUCUACCUAAUCAGUAUAAAUAUCUAAGCUGGAGUAGCAGUUAACUACAUAAAGAAAUUAUACAUUCUUGCCCUUACAGAUUUAAGCAUUGGACAACCAGAUGCCUAGGAUAUGUUUCUGUUAAAACAACUCAUUGUUCAUUACUUAAGCAAAAAUGAAUAGUAUUUUGUGAGCAUGUGAUGCCAUUUGGGACCGUAAAUGGCUCUGAAGUCUUAAUAAAUAUGGAAUGGUCUUAUUAUUUAAAUGGAACUGACAUGACAUGCAUGUAACAGUUAUGCUGAAAACAUUUUUUUUUCUCCUUUGUGUUAAAGAGACCAUGCAAAACACCAUGGCUGCAUCCAUUUUUUAUUUUGUGUUAGCACUUUGAUACCUUCCGGUGUUACACAACAAUUUGUUCCUGUUUUAAAACCAAGGAGACCAUUAAAAAUUACUCCUGACCAAGUGAA
Molecule: messenger RNA, 2374 nt
Organism: Salmo salar (Atlantic salmon)
Lineage: Eukaryota; Metazoa; Chordata; Actinopteri; Salmoniformes; Salmonidae
Product: putative peptidyl-tRNA hydrolase 2
Cellular component (GO): cytosol
Molecular function (GO): peptidyl-tRNA hydrolase activity; protein binding
Source: RefSeq, a predicted model, not a curated record